This is a messenger RNA of Peronospora farinosa, 1299 nucleotides long. The record is from the annotation of a GenBank genome assembly. NCBI's taxonomy places the organism in Eukaryota, Oomycota, Peronosporomycetes, Peronosporales, Peronosporaceae.
AUGAGUACGUCCUUCUUGCCAUCGAAAGCUAUUAUUCUCAUUGGUGGUCCGAAUCAACAGGGUAAUCACUUUCGUCCAUUGUCUUUGGAUCUGCCGAAACCGCUUUUUCUCUUGGCUGGUCGAGAAAUGCUUUAUUUUCACGUCGAAGCAUGUGCUCGUGUCCCGAAUCUGCAAGAAAUUCUAAUGAUUGGAUCAUAUGAUGAAGGACUUUUUUCCCGUUUCUUUGACUCGAUCUGGCGUCGUUUUAAUGUACAGAUUCGGUAUCUACGAGAAGAAAAAGCACUGGGUACAGCUGGAGGUAUUCGCUUCUUUCGAGAUGAGAUUUUAGAUGGAAACCCCACUAGUCUUUUCGUGUUACACUGUGACGUGUGUUGCUCUUUUCCUCUGAAUGAGAUGAUGCACUUUCAUUUGAAGCACAAGGGAACGUGCACAGUACUUGGCAAACGAGUGUUUCAUGAUGAAGCCAAGAAAUAUGGCUGUCUUGUGGCUGACCCGGUGACCAAAGAGAUUCUUCAUUGGGCAGAAAAGCCCGAGACGUUUGUUAGUGACAUUAUCAAUUGUGGUGUCUACCUCUUUGAUGUGUCGCUUAUGGACACAAUCGUCAAUGUGGGGGACAAGAUCAGUCGACAACGAUUGCGCAGCGAGUCCAAUUCAGAAGCUAAUACACAGCAUGACCUUAAGAAACUUUUUCCCGAGUUUAGUAAACUCGAUAACCUCCGACUGGAGCAAGAUGUUUUGCUGCCUCUUGCUGACCAACACUGUCUUUACCUGCAUGAACUCGGCGACUUUUGGUGUCAGAUUAAGACACCUGGAAUGGCUAUCACGUGCUCGGAGCUUUACAUGCAGCGGUUUCGGUUUACAAACCCGAGCGCUCUUAGCGCAACGGGUGGAAAGCUAUCGCCGAUUAUUGAAGGAAAUGUAGUAGUGGAUUCCACAGCGAGCGUACACCCGACGGCAAAGCUGGGCCCAAACGUGACGAUUGCCGCAGGCGUGACCAUUGGACCUGGAGUUCGAGUUGCCCACUCGAUCAUUCUUGAGGGCGUGACCAUAAAGGAUCACGCCUGUGUGCUCUUUUCUGUCAUCGGGUGGAACUCCAUUAUUGGCCAGUGGGCCCGAGUCGAAGGUCAGCCACCUAACGCUUCCCAGAUCCAGGUACAUUCGGCGGAGACAGCGCUCGUACGCGACGUUACAAUCUUCGGUGUAUCUGUCGUUGCAAACCCAGAGGUCAUUAUCCGCAAUUGUAUUGUUCUGCCACACAAGACUCUCACGCAGAGUUAUCACGAUGAGAUUCUAUUGUAA